This is a messenger RNA of Lycium barbarum (goji berry), 510 nucleotides long. RefSeq lists its product as uncharacterized. The record is from RefSeq and is a predicted model, not a curated record. NCBI's taxonomy places the organism in Eukaryota, Viridiplantae, Streptophyta, Magnoliopsida, Solanales, Solanaceae. Gene Ontology annotation, molecular function: zinc ion binding; nucleic acid binding. The transcript has 2 exons. The coding region runs from base 1 to 510 and encodes 169 amino acids.
AUGGUGGCUGAGAUGGAUGAUCGAGUUCAUCGUUUCAUGGCUGGCCUAGGGCCACAUUUGAUUGAUGAGUGUACGACAACUGCGUUACAGCCGGGUAUGGAUAUUUCCCAUAUACUGGCAUAUGCAUGGAAUCUGGAAGAUCACAAGCAUCAGCGGAGGACAGAGCAUGAGUGUGAUCGGGGCCAUAGUAAGUGGGAUAAAUCUUUAGAUAUGGGUGGUGAGUUUAGGGGAGGACAGAGACAACAGCAUUCCCGACAGGAGUCAGGCCAGGUGAGACCACCUUUGCCACGGUGUGCCCAGUGCGGCAAGCUGCACGUCGGACAGUGUCGAUUGGGAUCAGAUGCUUGUUAUGCUUGUGGCCAGCCAGGCCAUGUGAUGAGGGAGUGUUCAUUGAAGGGUGGUGCAGGAAUCGUUCAGCCUACAGGGUCUGUAGCUGGUUUUUCUUCAUCUGUGCGCCUUCCAGGACACAAUUCUCUGGCACCAACCGGACUUGGUAGAGGAAGGGGUUGA